AUGUCGUCUUUUCCGAUGGCUUUUUUGGGAAGUUUUCCCGGUACGAUGGCCGUGAGCCUGGUACCCAUAUUUGCCAUAAGCAUGAUUUAUUACCGUUAUUUAAUGGCAGACCCAGAAUCGAAAAUUAAAGAUGUCGAACAGAUAUUAUCCGAAUAUGAUUUCAUUAUCGUCGGUGGCGGAUCGGCAGGAGCAGUCGUCGCAAAUCGAUUAUCGGAAAAUCCAAAAUGGAAAAUUUUACUUAUCGAAGCAGGUGGAGAUGAAACUGAAUUAUCCGACGUUCCUUCACUUGCGGGAUACAUGCAAUUAUCUGAUUUAGACUGGAAGUACAAAACAGCUCCACCGGAAGACAGAGGAUACUGUCAAGCGAUGAACGGAGAUCGUUGUAAUUGGCCGAGGGGAAAAGUGUUGGGAGGAUCCAGCGUUUUAAAUGCCAUGAUUUACGUUAGGGGAAACAAAUUGGAUUACGAUUAUUGGGCGGCACAGGGAAACACCGGUUGGAGUUACGACGAAGUUUUACCAUAUUUUUUAAAAUCCGAAGACAACAGGAAUCCUUACCUGGUGAAAACACCUUACCACAAAGAGGGUGGAUAUUUGACGGUACAAGAAAGUCCGUGGCGAAGUCCUCUCUCCAUCGCAUUUAUAAAAGCAGGGAAAGAAUUGGGCUACGACAUUCGAGACAUUAACGGUGCCAAUCAAACAGGGUUUAUGAUUGCUCAAGGGACUAUAAGGAGAGGAUCCAGGUGCAGCACUGCCAAAGCAUUUCUUCGCCCUAUCAAACACAGGGAAAAUCUUGACGUGGCAUUAAAAACGCACGUAACUAAAGUACUUUUAGCGGAAUUAAAUAAUGAUGUCAUUGCUCACGGCGUGGAACUUUUAAGAAACGGUAAAAGAUAUUUGGUGAAUGCGAGAAAAGAAGUGAUAUUAUCGGCCGGUGCCAUAAAUUCUCCUCAAAUCCUCAUGCUCUCUGGGAUCGGCCCUAGGAAACAUUUGGAGAGUGUUAAUAUACCCGUAUUUAGAGACUUAAUGGUGGGAUACAAUCUCCAAGAUCACGUGGGCCUCGGCGGUCUUACGUUUCUAGUCAAUGCUCCAGUUACUUUUAAAAAAAAUCGCUUUCAGAAACCGUCUGUAGCGUUAGAAUAUAUAUUAAGAGAGCAAGGUCCUAUGACAACUUUGGGAGUCGAAGGUCUUGCAUUCGUCAAUACCAAAUACGCUCCUCCGGAAGGAAAUUGGCCGGACAUACAAUUUCAUUUUGCUCCGAGUUCUGUGAACAGCGACAACGGAGAUCAAAUACGUAAAGUUCUAGGUCUUCGAGAUCGAGUGUACAAUACAGUUUAUAAACCUUUGGUCAAUGCGGAAACGUGGACCAUUCUUCCUCUCUUACUCAGACCAAAGAGUUCUGGACGAGUCAAACUCAGGUCUAACAAUCCACUGCAAUACCCAAUCAUCGAACCGAAUUAUUUCAGAUAUAAAGAAGACGUUCAAGUAUUAACGGAAGGAAUCAAAAUAGCCAUGGCCAUUUCGAACACGUCGGCGUUUCAAAAAUACGGUUCGAGGCCUCACACGAUACCGUUACCCGGCUGUGGAAAAUACGCUCUGUUUUCCGACGCUUAUUGGGAGUGCAGCAUGAGACACUUCACGUUCACCAUUUACCAUCCCACGGGAACGUGUAAAAUGGGACCGUCGACGGAUCCCUACGCGGUCGUGGACGACAGGCUGAGAGUUCACGGCGUGAAAAAUUUACGAGUUGUCGACGCGAGCAUCAUGCCCACGAUUAUAAGCGGAAAUCCGAACGCCCCGGUCAUCAUGAUAGGAGAAAGAGCGAGCGAUUUCAUAAAAGCCGAUCAUUUUUACACGGAUCCGAUCUAA
Pediculus humanus corporis (human body louse) is the source of this 1866-nucleotide messenger RNA. Its product is annotated as glucose dehydrogenase precursor, putative. Gene Ontology annotation, molecular function: flavin adenine dinucleotide binding; oxidoreductase activity, acting on CH-OH group of donors. The record is from RefSeq and is a predicted model, not a curated record. The transcript is spliced from 9 exons. Bases 1 to 1866 code for a protein of 621 amino acids. NCBI's taxonomy places the organism in Eukaryota, Metazoa, Arthropoda, Insecta, Psocodea, Pediculidae.